UGGCGGCGCGCUGGGAGCGUAGCAUCUGCGUUUCUAAGAGCUGGGCGCUGUGGGGAUUACUAUUUCGGAGUUGAACGAGCCCCCGCCAGGCCCGUUGUUGUCGAACGGGAACAUCGGCCUCAGAGAUGGCUUUGAGUAAGUCAAUGCAUGCAAGAAAUAGAUACAAGGACAAACCUCCUGACUUUGCAUAUCUGGCAUCCAAAUAUCCAGAUUUUAAACAGCAUGUUCAGAUGAACCUGAACGGAAGAGUAAGUCUUAAUUUUAAAGACCCUGAAGCAGUCAGAGCUCUGACUUGUACUCUCCUAAAGGAAGAUUUUGGACUUUCUAUUGAUAUUCCAUUGGAGAGACUAAUUCCCACAGUUCCCUUGAGACUCAACUAUAUCCAUUGGGUAGAAGACCUGAUCGGCCACCAGGAAUCUGACAAAAGUACUCUCCGAAGAGGAAUUGACAUAGGAACUGGGGCCUCCUGCAUCUACCCUUUACUUGGAGCAACUUUGAAUGGCUGGUAUUUCCUUGCAACGGAAGUGGAUGAUAUGUGUUUCAACUAUGCCAAGAAAAAUGUGGAACAGAAUAACUUAUCUGACCUAAUAAAAGUGGUGAAAGUACCCCAGAAGACACUCCUAAUGGAUGCUCUCAAGGAAGAAUCUGAAAUAAUCUAUGACUUUUGUAUGUGCAAUCCUCCCUUUUUUGCAAACCAGUUGGAAGCUAAGGGGGUAAACUCUAGAAAUCCUCGAAGGCCUCCACCUAGUUCUGUCAAUACAGGAGGAAUCACAGAGAUCAUGGCAGAAGGAGGUGAAUUAGAGUUUGUUAAAAGGAUCAUCCAUGACAGUUUACAGCUUAAAAAACGAUUAAGAUGGUAUAGCUGUAUGCUGGGGAAGAAAUGCAGCCUGGCUCCACUAAAGAAAGAGCUUCGCAUCCAAGGGGUUCCUAAAGUCACCUUCACUGAGUUCUGUCAAGGUCGGACAAUGCGAUGGGCUUUAGCUUGGAGUUUUUACGAUGAUGUCACUGUACCAUCACCACCAAGUAAACGAAGAAAGUUAGAAAAACCAAGGAAACCCAUUACGUUUGUAGUGUUGGAGUCUAUGAUGAAAGAAUUAGCCCUGAAAGCAUCCUCUUUGGGCUCUGAAACAGUGGAGGGCAUCGUGGUUGUGACUACCUGGAUAGAGAAGAUUCUCACUGACCUGAAGGUCCAGCACAAACGAGUUCCCUGUGGAAAUGAGGAAGUGAGCCUUUUCCUGACAGCCAUAGAAAACUCAUGGAUUCAUUUAAGGAGAAGGAAAAGAGAGCGAGUGAGACAGCUAAGGGAGGUUCCUCGAGCCCCUGAGGACGUCAUUCAAGCCUUGGAAGAGAAAAAGUCCACCCCUAGAGGCUCAGGCAGCAGCCAGGAUAUGGCCCAGGCCUCCCGGGAGAGUGCCCUUUGUGGGUCUGCUCUGCCUGAAGGCGAAUCUGCCACUGUGGAUGGCCACUGCCCAAGUCAGGAGUCACUGUCCCAAGAGGAAAUCCCAGAAGCCAUGGAGGAUGAAAGGAGUGAGGAAAGGGGAGGGAUGGCCAUUGUGGAAAGCUGCAUGGGCUCCAGCAAUGGAGCCCAGGACCAAGAGGCUUCUGAGCAGUUGGGAAGCACCGUGGUUGAGAAGGCAAAGCACCUCCAAGGAACAGCUGGACCGUACCUGUUCAAGUGUUUGAUCAAAGUUAAGAAGGAAGUGGAUGACACACUAGUUGAAAUGCAUUGGGUUGCGGGCCAGAACAGAGAUUUGAUGAACCAGCUCUGUACCUAUAUUCGUAACCAAAUUUUCAGGCUUGUUGCCAGUUAACUCUCAAAUUCUUGCACAGUUAGAGGUGUCUAUGGGACUGGGAGUGUAACUGAGUGGCAGAGUGUAUUCUUAGCAUGCAGGAGGCCCUAAGUUCAAUCUUCAGCACAGAGAGAGAGACAGAGAGAGAGAGAGAGGAAAGAUUUAUAAAACAGCCUACUUUGGAGGAACCUGUUGGGUAGCACUAUGAUAGCAUUUUAAAAAGCAGAAACCAGUCCAUCCAUUUUAACCCCCUCCCAACUUCUUAAGUCAUGGGUUUUAUAACUUUUGGGGAGAACUGUGAUUGUCAACAGCAAAAGGCUGUCAGUAAACUCAGAAGGGAUGUCAAGCUCAGUCAGGCUGGUCACCUCAGCUUUGGACUAGUUCUUUUUGAGGCCAGAAGGACUGUUUAUGUCAUCUAGUCUGGCCAGUGGUCAACAUUACCGAGAAUGCAAGGAGAGUUGGAAUACUCAUCCUAGACUGGAGGCAGUCCAGUGGGACUGAGGCCCAGGCCUUCUCUAGUGUCACCUUCAAGACUGAAGCUGGGUUAAUAUGACUGGUUAGUACUGUCCAGACCCCCAGAGAGGAGCUGGUCCCAUAGUAGGUUGCAGGAGAGUCAGGAAGAGAGGCAUUAGUUAGGCCAGGCAGAAGGACCCAUCUGGGAAUGCCUAAGAAACGGUGCACUCCUGGCUUGAUGCUGCUUGGAUGUUGCCCAGUUCAGACGCAGAAUUAGGUAAGCAACAUUCCGAUACAUGACUGAGACUUACCAGUGCUCCUUUCCCCAUCUCCACCCUGGUGAAAGUACCAGAUGUGGCAGUUGUAUUGCUUUGUGAUUUUUGUUUCAACCUGUGAAGUGGAGCUUGUUUUGUUUUUAAUAUAUGAACAUUCAUAAUCGAAAACUGUCAAUCCUGUUUGGGUCUUGGGGUUAGGGAAAAUAUUUUCUUGCCUUUGAGUGGGUAAAUGGUUGAUGAUAGAAAUGAGAAAGGGAACAAAGUCUGAAGCUCCGUGGUUGAAUACUCACCGUGUGCAUGUGAAGUCCUGGGCUCAGUUGCCAGCACUGCAUGAUUCUCUUACAGGUGUGAGCCCCCACACCUGGCUUCCUCCUGCAAUUAUUUCUGAAAGCCCCUUGAACAUAUGUCUGUUCACAACCUCCUCUAGGGAGGAGUGGGAGAAGUUAGACCCAUGACAAGGGAGUGGGAUCAAUAAUCCAUUUCAAAUAACCAUUAUUCAAUUCCAGCCAUUCAACAGGAUGCAGAAACCCAUCAGGGGUCCAUAGAGUCAAUAUUCAGCCCAGAGCCUUGGGUUCCUCCCAGGGCCUUAAAUUCCUGCCUCUAGUAAUGUUUGGCUCUGCCACACUUAUUCCCUUUCCAUGUUUGGGUUGUAUAUGGGGCCCAGACCUACCUUUUUUUUAAAUGACAUUUUAGGAUCUUUGAGUUAUAUGGCAACCAUCAGUAAGUAGUCAAUAAGUGUUUAUUGUUUUGUUUAUUGUUAUUAAAGAGUAUCAUAAGCUCAAAGAUUUAGAAUAAAUGCACUGGAGAUGUGUGUCAGUGAUAGAUGGCUUGACUAGCAUGCAUGCAGCCCUGGGUCCAAUGCCAGCCCUGGGGGAAAUGACUCCUGGUCUGGCCUUCUCUAGCACAACCACUGUGGGUCAGUGAUCUAGAGAAGACAGGCGGUGCCAACUGACCAUACUUCCACUGUCUAUUUGGUUUCAUACUGUACAUCUUCCUUUAGUAAGUGCUUUUUUGUAUGUUACAACAGUAGUAUUGUAUUUACACUGCUUGCCUGAUGAGAAGGUCCUCAGGCAGAGAAUCAGGCUUCUUGCCUAUUUGUAGGGAUUUUCAGAGAACAGUGUAUGUGGCUAGAAACUCAAGAAAUUGUGUCUAGGUCUUUAUAUGAUCCAGGCUGGAGGCAUGUUGUGGAAGUUUGUGCAGGAGUUGAGGUAAUGAUCCUAGAAUUAAAAAAGAAAUGUGACAAGGUUGAUGUCCAGAGUCUGGAAAACUAGAGCUAUGAAUGCCUUCUUCACCUUUGGAUGUCAUUUCCUUUCUCUGAGGAGAAAAGUUUAUUUCUCAAACUGUCUAAUGAGAGACACUGAGAACAUUAAAGAGAUUGUUUGCAUUCUGCAUGGCUUUCUAGUCAUGAGAUGUUUGUGAAGGCAUAUUCCUUCAAUGCAGGGAAAGAAACCAUUUAAACAAAUAGGUUACCAACUCACAUGUUCAGUGUUGGAUGACAGUCUCCCUAAGUGUCUGAGGUCAGCUUCAUGUUGGUCUUGGUAGAUUGGUAUGAAAUUAAAUCUUGGUGGAAUUAUCUUAAAUUCUAUUCUAGUCCCUGGCAUUGGCUUCUGAUGUCUUGAUAGCUAAAAUGGGAACAGAGGCUGAGCUUGUUUACCAGGGAACUAAAGCUGCUUUUGUUCUUUGGGAUCUGCUUUGGUUUUAUCAGUUUGGUUCCUUCACCCCACAUCCUUGCCCACUGUUCCCACUGUAGAGCUUUGCUGCCCGUCCUGGCGUGUCUGGUUGUUUUGUGAAGGAGUUUGAGCUAAUCUUAAGGGUUCAUAUUGAUUGCUUUAGUAUAUGUUUUUUGCACACAUAAAACCUCUCUUUUCUUGAUGGAAAUCAAAGCUUACCACGUGAGUACACCAGCUUCAAGCCUCUGACAAAAAUAUUAAAGAUGCAAGGUGUAGAAGAAAUGAAAAAGCCUGUGGAAUGUCUGAGGUCUUUUGAGAAAGGGAAUUAAUGAAUACUUGACUGGUUGUUGGAGCCUCUUAUUUGGCCAGCAGCACUUCCUUCUGCCGCCACAUAGGGGCACCCUCAGUCCUCUUAUCAAACGCCUUAACUUCACUGUGGAAAUGGAUAAAAUUGUGUCCAUGGAAUUUUCUUGAAAUACCUAGUUGCUACCCAGAUAAGUAUUUUUAUGUAAACAAAUACAAUUUUACAUUAAAAUUUUUGAAAAAUAAAAGAAAAAAACCUCUA
Dipodomys spectabilis (banner-tailed kangaroo rat) is the source of this 4753-nucleotide messenger RNA. RefSeq names its product methyltransferase 16, N6-methyladenosine (gene Mettl16). The record is from RefSeq and is a predicted model, not a curated record. Lineage: Eukaryota; Metazoa; Chordata; Mammalia; Rodentia; Heteromyidae. Bases 126 to 1811 code for a protein of 561 amino acids. Gene Ontology annotation, molecular function: 23S rRNA (adenine(1618)-N(6))-methyltransferase activity. The transcript is spliced from 10 exons. Gene Ontology annotation, biological process: rRNA base methylation. Gene Ontology annotation, cellular component: nucleus.